Molecule: messenger RNA, 2970 nt
Organism: Saccostrea echinata
Lineage: Eukaryota; Metazoa; Mollusca; Bivalvia; Ostreida; Ostreidae
Product: septin-5-like
Exons: 12
Coding region: 568-2520 (650 amino acids)
Biological process (GO): regulation of exocytosis; cytoskeleton-dependent cytokinesis
Cellular component (GO): synaptic vesicle; septin complex; septin ring
Molecular function (GO): GTPase activity; molecular adaptor activity; GTP binding
Source: RefSeq, a predicted model, not a curated record
UAGAAAUGGAAUGUGCCAUAAGAUAAAUGUAAUGUAAGUAAGAACAUGGACCGGUCCUUGCACAGGUAAGUGUAGCAUGGCCCAUGGCCAGUUUAUCUCUGGGCAUCAUUAGAAGUCUUAACACCAAUGACACAGUACCAAACUAGAACAGACAGAGGCCCAUUCACUUCUGACAAACAGACCAUGGCACGAAUUGUAGGAAUUCACCGGACUGUGACCGGACCAAUGCUUCAGCCACUACAAUGAUUAUGUAUGCAUGUAUACUUACAAUCCUUCACUGCUCAGUUGUGAUGGUAAUUUGAAGGCAGAAAUUGCUCGUAAAAUUCAGUGAGUGCAUGCAGCUGAUGUUCUUCUAAGGAGAUUGUGUGGAAUUUUUAUAUUAUUUGGAGAGUUGACAAGAAGAAUGUAAAAGAGCAUACCAGAAAAAAGUUUUCCUUUUGGAGCUAAGGAUGAUUUGAUGUGGAUAUAAUGGAUUUUAAAUGGUGGACAAGUUUUAAUUAAAUUCUGAUUGUAGAAGGAAUGUCAACAUUGGGCAAUCUGUUGUAAACACACAAAUCAUCCCUUACCAUGGAAGGCAGCAGUACACAAAAGAAAUCCCGGAAUCCAUUCAAGUUUUCAUUAAGCACUUCAUCACUAAAACCUAGUCCAAACCCUCCGAAGCCCGAUCCAUCAGCAGCCUCCAUUCUGCGGCCUCGGAAACUCCUCAGCAAUGACAAUUCAAAGAAUCGUUGGUCCUUAUCUCCUAUUGGUUCAAGUCUGCUUCCCAAUGACCAAGCAGGUAGUGAGUCUAAGCUUCAUAGUCUCAGUCAGUAUGAGACCAGUACUGGGAUAAAGUAUUCAGCCCAGCCUAUUAUAGGUCGACAUCACAGAGAAAAUGGUGUCCUUCAUCAUGAGGAAGAGAGAGGGAGACGGAUCUAUGAUAGACCUCGCUCCCAGGUAUACCCCUCCUCACCACUCUCACCCUCACCUCAGGAUUCUCUGUAUGACACACCAAAAGCACCACCCCCCCUGCCACACCCAUCCUCACCUAGAACCCCACCCUCAUCAGAGGGAACACCAAAGUCUGCCAGUUUACCUUCACCUUUGACCCCAAAGGAAAGGGACCUUAACCAGAACUAUCCUACAAAGGGGUCAGAUGACAAUGUCAAAGAAGUGCAGGAAAUUAAACUCUCAGUGGCAAGGUCACUAGGACCUUCUGAUGUUGGGUCAAGUUCUACAGGGUCAGUUGAGGAUGAAGCUGAUAGUGGUAAGACAGAAGUGACCUCCCCUGUUCGCCCCCCUAGGAGGACCAGCAGUUCUUCCAGUGCUAGCAAGAAGCCUCUAUCUGUUGUUCGUCAAGGUUCAGAGGAACCUCAGACUACUGAGGGAGGGGCAGAAACCAAAGAACCACGGCAAUGGAAACCUCGGCCCCCCAUAAUAAUCCCACUUGAUCCAGUUACAGUGGAUGAUGAUGACUUUAUUGGUUUUGCUACGCUCCCAGAUCAAGUUCACAGAAAAGCAGUUAAACGUGGAUUUGAGUUCUGUCUGAUGGUUGUGGGAGAAACAGGGCUUGGCAAAUCUACCCUGAUCAACAGUUUGUUUCUCACAGACUUGUACAAAAACAGGGAGCUUCCCAUCCAUAGAUUAGACAAUCCUAAUCAGACUUUGGACAUUGAGAAGAGACAGUUAGACAUUGAGGAGAGAGGGGUCAAAGUUCGCCUGUCAGUGGUUGAUACCCCCGGCUUCAGUGAUGCUUUAGAUGGGGAUGAAGCAUGGAAACCAAUCAUUGACUAUGUUGACCGGCAGUUUGAGCAGUUUUACCAGGCAGAGAGUGGCGUCAACAGGAAAAACAUCCAGGAUAGUCGGGUACACUGCUGUCUGUAUUUCAUAUCUCCAUACGGACAUGGGUUGAAGCCUUUAGAUAUAUUUAUGAUGAAGAAGCUGCAUCAUAAAGUUAACAUAAUACCUCUCAUCGCCAAGUCAGACACACUAACACCAAAGGAAAAAGCAAAUAUCAAGUCCAAGAUCUUGGAGCAAAUAGAACAGAAUGAGAUUGACAUUUAUCAAUUCCCAGAGUGCGAUAGUGACGAAGAUGAUGAGUUCAAGGAGCAAGAUAAGGCUCUGAAGGCAGCCAUACCAUUUGCUGUUGUGGGUAGCAACACAGUAGUGGAGGUAGCAGGUAAAAAGGUCAGAGGUCGAAUGUACCAGUGGGGAAUCGUAGAAGUGGACAAUCCUGCCCAUUGUGAUUUUGUUAGACUACGACAAAUGUUAAUAAGCACCCACAUGCAGGAUUUAAAAGAUAUAACCUCAGACAAACAUUAUGAGAAUUACCGAGCAGAACAUUUAGCCUCUCAGAUGAAACACUCCACUAGGGAAAGAACGAAACUUAAGAGAGAAUCUAUGAUAAACUUAGGACAGCUAGAGGACACAGACAAUCUGAUAGCACAGAAGGAUGCAGAGAUACAACGAAUGCAGGAGAUGUUGGCUAAAAUGCAGGCACAGCUACAGACAAACCCACGGACUGCUGUCAAUGGUACUUAACAUGCUACAGUGACUCAAUAAAGUAUAUCAAAGAGGAAUAGCUCCAUUAUUUAUAUGACAGUAAUUUUUGUCCCUAACAACAUUCAGUGGACUAAGAACAACAUUGGAGCCACAAGCAAAGGGAAGUAAUUCUGUGACAUACAAAAAAAACAUUCCAAAUGCGUUUGUCAUCCUUAAAAUCAUUAUAAAGAUAUCUGUAGAAGGACUGAUUUACUUUCCAAUACGUAUAUUUUAAUCUUCCUGGACAGCUAGUGGACCUGUGAAGUUGGGACUUGUUGGAAUUUUGUGUAUUGUAGAAACUGUGACAGUCCUGUAUGUAAACCUGUAAAAUAUACACUGUAUGUCAGGACAUUCGUCUUCCUACUGUCAUCUAAUGUAUAUGUAAUUCAAGAUGUUUACAUUAAUAAUUUACUUAUUGGUAAAUAAAUAUUUAUAUGACUUAUAAAGCAA